Messenger RNA from Camarhynchus parvulus, 1173 nucleotides. RefSeq names its product family with sequence similarity 219 member B (gene FAM219B). The transcript is spliced from 6 exons. Bases 8 to 571 code for a protein of 187 amino acids. The record is from RefSeq and is a predicted model, not a curated record. NCBI's taxonomy places the organism in Eukaryota, Metazoa, Chordata, Aves, Passeriformes, Thraupidae.
GGCGGCUAUGGCGACGGGCGGCGGCGGAGCCGGGCCAGGUCCCGGUGCCGGUCCCGGUGCCGCUGCCAGCGGAGCCGGCAGCCGGCGGGGCCCGGGGCUGAUUUGGGCUGAAAAGAAGAGGCUGAACAAAGGGACAGAUGUGGUGGAGAAAAGAGGUCCAUACAUCAUGAGCAAACCUCCCUCCAUCCAGGCCAAGCUGAAGAGGCAGCGGGAGCUGGCAAAGGCAGCGCUGCGAAGGCAGGGGCUGCUGGGGGCACCCACUGCCCUGAAACCAACUCCUAAAAGGUCUGUGAAGUUCAACAAGGGCUACACAGCGCUCAGCCAGACAGCUGAUGAAAACCUGGUCUCCCUCGACUCAGACAGUGACGGGGAGCCAGGAUCCAGGUGUUCCUCGGGAUACUCCUCCGCUGAGCAGGUGACCCAGGACCUGAGCCGGCAGCUGCUGCAGGACGGGUACCACCUCGAUGAGGUCCCCGAUGAUGAAGACCUGGAUCUCAUACCCCCAAAACCUGCUGCCUCCUCUUCUUGCCCCUGUUGUUUUGGAGAAAAUCUCUCCUGUGUGAUCCAGUAGCUGCACAAAAACAGGUCAAAAUCCAGCACUUUCUUUGUCCCGUGGGAUGGCUGGUGGUGUCCAGGUCCCACGCCAGGACGGUGACACAAGGACUGAACGAUGCUGCUCGUGGCAGAGACCAACUGACUCCAAAAGACUUCUCAUUACACUCAGCAAUAUCAGGGGGAGGUGGCACAGUGACAUUUUGGUGACCUGCAUGGGACCUGGCACUUGGCUGGGGUGGGAAGAGAGGACAGGCAGGGCCUGGCACCUCCACAGGGGUAUAAAGGGAAGGAAUUGGGAGUUUCUGGGGUUGGAGCUAAUGGCUUAUUCCCAUUCUCCUCAACGCUGCUUUAAUGCAGGUGAGGCACAGCCCAGGCCCCCCAUCCCAGCUCUGCACAGGGCUUGGAUUUGGGGGGCUGGAGAGCCUCCCGGCUGCAAACCAUAAACGCUGCCUUAAACCAUGGUCCUGCUCUAUGACAUAGAGGACAAUCAGCUUCUUAUACAGAAACCUUAUUUAAAUAUUUCAUGUCAAGAGACAUGAACUGGUUGGGUGGGGGGCAUGUUUGUUUGUUUUUGUAUCUUACUUGUAAAAGGGAGCACUUAAUAAACUGGAUCUCAUU